UUGGAUCAAGCAUCGAUAUACCAGCCUCGGAGCUUGGACAGAUGGUCCUCACAGUUGUCUCGUAUGAGAAAUUACCAUUGUUUGUAUGACAUGCGCAAGCUCACAGAGAACAGUGCACGAAGUCAGGUACAGGGAAUUCCGAAUGUUUCUCUCUUGAAUGCUUCCUGCAGGUGCUUUCCGAGCCAUAAAGAAAAGGUUUUAGGUCCAAGAUUGAUGGCCAGGCGAAAACUAGGCGAAAACUGGGCUAGGUGAGAGGAGUUGGACCACUGUCGAACCCCCAAACCCGGGAUCGCAUAUGAAGAUGGCCUGCUUUCGUCUGGUAGAAAUGGGCUCAUUUCUCAGAUUGCAGGUGUGUGACCUGGUCACUGCCUUAUUUGUGCCUUCUCGAGGAGGAGGUUCCUCCUCGAGGCACAUUUAGACAGAUCAGGACCACGUCCUCGAACUUUACGUUCGGACAGGUUUCGCCGUGGAUUCUUGUCGUCGCGGGUGCGGCCGGGACGGAACUGCUUCCUCUGUAGAAGUGAAAUCUGCAAAUCCGCCUCGCAUGUCCAUUCAUGCUAGCGGCCAGUUUUGAUUUCACAAUGGACGAUGACGAUCGACGGGCUGGUUAAAUCUGCAAUUGGAAACACAACAAUAUAAGCCUGCAUUGGAUGUUGAGAAGUAUCCAGUCGAUUUUCCAUCUCUUCUACAUGUACCUGCUUGGAGACUGGAUUGAAGUAGCCUCGCUUGAAAAGCAUCGACACCGGCAACAGCGGCGGCAUCGCCCGGGGUCGAGGAGUCGAAGAAAAGAGCAUCCUUCGGGAGAGAGCGGCCCGUGGCUCCGAUGCCUCUGACGCCCGAGCCGACACCAGAGCCUGCACGGCAGGGCCUGGGCAUUCACUCUCGCCAGAAUUCGUCGAAUCAUUCGCGGCAGGCGUCCGCGGAGGGCAAGAGUCCCAAGGAGCACGUCGUGGACGUCAAGAACCGAGAGGAGGGGCGACACGCAGAUUUCGCCAACAUCGACGUCCGGACGGUGUUCGGCGACGGGAUGGGGCACAAAGCGCAGGUCUACGGGGAGAGAAUCAAGGGUGCGAAUCGGGGAGGCGGCGGGGACGACGACGACGACGCCGGGGCAGGAAUUGGAGGAGCGACGACGACGACGACGAAGGAGUGGGACACCAAGGCCCCGGAGCAGAGAAUCACCAUCUUCGCCCUGCGCAUGGCCAUCAUCGAGAAGGCUGCGAGCAGAAUCGGCACGCUGUCCUUCCUCUGGGCGACCGUGGUGAUCCUGGGCGGGUUCGCGACCACCGUCAACCAGCUGGACUUCCGCGUGGUCACCAUCAUCAUCCUCGCCGAAAGCUCGAGGAUCUUCAGCCGCAGCCACGAGCUCGAGUUGCUGCAGAUGUCAGUGCUCUCGCGCGAGAGCCUCGGCCAUCGCUUCCUGCACCACGCCAAAUCCUCGUUACGCCUUACCUUAUUCGGGCGCUGUAAGCGCCGACUCAAGACCUGCCUCGCCUCCACCGACGCUGCCGGUCACGCCCCGCCCUCGCACUCGCCCACCUCCGCGCGGCAUCGACCAUCCAAGAAGAAGCCGCCGUCGCUGUCGUCACCGUCGGGCGAGGCGCGGGUCCGGAACGCGCCGUCGACCUCGAAGCGGAUCAGUCGGCUGCUGUACGCCGUCCAGAUCGUGUUCGCCGUCGCCACCGUCGGGCUGGCGCUCUGGAGGCUGUACGAGAACGACUACUUCUACAACCCGAACGAUAACCUGCCCAGGCCGCCCAACAUCAACGUGUCGAUGACCGUGUUCUACGUGCUGUCCAUCGCCGAGGCGAUGCUCUUCCUGCUGGAGCGCGCGUUCUGGGAGCUGCGAAUGCGGUACGGCAAAAUCCUGGACCGCGUGAACGACGAGGUCGGGCUGGGGCCGGAGAAUCUGGAAUCCGUGCGGCAGUUUUUCAUCGACGUGUACUCGGCCUGCCUGAAGGGCAGCGUCUUCGAUGGGCUGGAGAUGGACCUCGUGUCGUUCGCCAUCCAGUGGCUGCGGGAGGAGGACUACAAGCAGCAACUCGGCGGAGCGCGGCUGCUGAAGAGCAUCGUCUCCCAUUCCGGCAAGGAGGAGGAGACGGAAAAUAAGAAAGAGCUUCGGAGCCUGAACUACUUUGCGGCGGACUGCUUGCGGCGGCUGGGCACGGCGCCCGGCGUCAUCGAGCGCCUGGUGGAGAUGCUGUCGUGGAACGGCAAGGACGAGGAGGCGCUGCUGGUCGAGGUUGCCGGCAUCGUCCGCCGCCUCGUGGCCUACAACCGGAAUGCGUCGAGGAUCGUGGCAAUUCCCGGCGCCGUCGACGGCAUCAUCUCGCUGCUGCUGCACGAGUACCCGCGUUCCAACGGCAGGGACCACGAGCAGAUGGCCGAGGUGUACCUGGAGCUGCGGGUCGAGGCGCUGCGGAUCCUCAAGUACCUCUGCUUCGAUCACAACAACAGGAUCACGAUCGGCGAGACUCGGGGCGUUCUGUCGAUUCUGAUCGUCUUCUGCGUCGCUCCGAAGGAGCCUUCGUUCUCCGAGGGCGUCAAUUCCAAGUUGGGCAAGUGCCAUCUGAAGACGUAUAAGAAGUCAUUGCAAAUCCUGGCGCUGCUGGCGUCGGCGCCCAACAGUUCGGGCGGGCUCCUCCGUCGGCGCAUUGCCGACGUGGUCUCGGGGCUCAAAAAUCUCCGGGACAUCAUCCAAUUCGACAAGGAGCCCAAGCUGCAGAAGAUGAGCGUGGAGAUCGUGUACCAUCUGGCUCUGGACGAAGGCGUGAGGAUCACGAUCGGGUCCACGGGGGGCGUGAUCAGCAGUCUGUUCAAUCUGUUCUCCAGGUACAAGGACCUGGAGCACAACGAGUUGCCAAGCGAGCGGCAGCAGGCGUCGUUGAUGGCGGGCAAAGCUCUGUCGAGGAUCCUCCUGCAAAACGAGAAGAACACGCUGAAGACCAUCACCUUGGUGUCGGAGAACCGCAUGCCUUUCCUCGAGGUCAUGAUGCACUUUCUGUGGGAGCCCCUCGAGGACCUCCUGAAUUGCGCCGCCACUCGAGACAUCGCCACCUGCAGUGCUCAGAUCCUGCGAACCGUUUUCGAGUUCGUGGAGGCCUCGGUGCAGGAGAAGCUGGCCAGGGGAUGCGUUCCGCUGGUGAUGUUGAGCAUUGACAUGAGGCAAAACGGCAGGUCCUCGUUGUACGAAUCGUAUCUGGGACUGAUUACUAAAGUGCUCGAUCGUCUGGACAAGGAAGCUUAUCAGCAAGCUAUCAACCAAAUCAACAAGCAGGAGUGGAUGGAUCAGUUGUAUCAAAAUUUAAGGCACACUCCUACCACGAAUAAGUACCCGAGUAUCCGCCGCUACACCAUCGAGCUGCUGCACGUCAUCGCUGAAAGAGACGUGCCUCAUAUCUCGUUCUACAACGUCAUCCAAGCGAAGAAGACCGUCAAUUCCACUAAUAUUUGCGAUGAGCUCCACCGGACGGCGGAUUCCAUAUCGGAAGUGGAGAACUUUUGCUUGUUCUCUGGGUUGAUAGGCUACACGAGACAUCAUGAAGAGAUGGAAGAGCUAGUAGCUCGCGUGAUCAAAAUCAUGGACAUGACUUACCGCAACAGAAGUCCGGCUGCGUAGAUGAUCCAGGGAAAAUUCAAGCGCCACCGAAAAUUCAACAUUUGUGCAUUUGUAGGAUGGAUUGCACCUCGUGACACACACACCCUAGGUUUGAGUUUCGGAAUCCAAAGUUCCUCGUCGUAAGAUGAUAAAACGUCCCGCGUAAAUCAUUUUUCAGCUCGGUAUCUCCUCAAGUGGAGUGAUGUCAGUUAAUAUUGCUGGGAAACGCGCGAAAGGAAAGAUGAACCGCAAAUUUAGCUCCAUCAAACAUACCCGACAUCGUACUUGCCCACGCCUUUCCCAGCAUGGGGGAAAUAUAUAUUAGCUACUGGAACAUGUAAAUGAUGAAUCUUGGUAAUUCCUGCCAAUACAUUCGACGAAAUGAAAGUGCGAAGUGGAUCAGAGCGCAAAGCUUCACGAGCAUGCUAUAAUUUCCAAGUUAAUAUUCAUUGCUCUUCACAUUUGCCUGACAACUACUCCGUUGUACUUCUCUCGUUGGAGUAUGGAGUGGUCCUUCAAUCUACAGGGGAAAAGGGAAUGUACCAGUUUAUAACUCAGAUGAAUUGAAGUACUAAUAGAACUCUCAGCUCUCAGUAGACCAGAUGUCAAGUUCAAGUUCACAAAAGAAUCUUGUCGGACCAAUAAAUUGUCGCUCGCUCGUUAGC
Molecule: messenger RNA, 4263 nt
Organism: Marchantia polymorpha subsp. ruderalis
Lineage: Eukaryota; Viridiplantae; Streptophyta; Marchantiopsida; Marchantiales; Marchantiaceae
Source: the annotation of a GenBank genome assembly